AGGCGCCGGCUCGCGGGCCGUGGCGCUCGCUACUCUUUCUCUGCCCAUCGCAGCAGCCCCUUUCUCUCCGCAGCACCUCGGCCGGCGGCUGCAGCGGCGACCCGAGCAGAAGCGAGCGCGGGCGCAGGCGGCCUGAAGGAUGAAGUGCAAGCCCAACCAGACGCGGACCUACGACCCCGAGGGCUUCAAGAAGCGGGCGGCGUGCCUGUGCUUCCGGAGCGAGCGGGAGGACGAGGUGCUGUUAGUGAGUAGCAGUCGGUACCCGGACCGCUGGAUCGUGCCGGGCGGGGGCUUGGAGCCCGAGGAGGAGCCGGGCAGCGCGGCGGUCCGAGAGGUGUUCGAGGAGGCGGGAGUCAAGGGGAAGUUAGGCCGGCUCCUGGGUGUCUUCGAGCAGAACCAAGACCGCAAGCACAGAACGUACGUGUAUGUCCUGACUGUCACUGAGAUCCUAGAGGAUUGGGAAGACUCGGUGAGCAUUGGGAGGAAGCGAGAGUGGUUCACAGUCGAAGAUGCGAUCAAGGUCCUCCAGUACCACAAGCCCGUGCAUGCCGAAUACCUGGAGAAACUAAAGCUGGACGGUUCCGCCACCAGUGGAAACUCCGUGGCCCUGUCCGUGCCGGGGAGCGACCCCUAGUAUGUACCGCUGCUGCACAGACCUCUCUGCUUUCCGCCUGCCCUAGAACACCUAGUGCCCGCGCACCUCUGGUGACAUGUGCAGCGGGCUCUCCGGGGGAGGGAGGCUCCUUUUGUUUCCUUGGCAGACCUCUGAAUCACGCUUGCAAACUGCCUCAGUUGCGAGGCACUGUUUUCGGACAAUUUGCACGUUUUUCAGAAGCUUUGAAAGUCGCUUCUUGAUAGCGCUGUUUGACACAGUUGGGGAAGCCUGAGCCACUUGGGUUUUUCUUUCAAAGGUGCCUUAACUGCUCACCCAGCCCGUGCGUGCGUGUGUGUGCGUGUGUGUGUGUGUGCGCGCGCUGUGGUUGGUUGGGGUUUUUUUUUUACAUUUCACACGUGUGUGUGUGUGUUUCUGUUUGUGAGCGCGCACUUGUGUGCGCAUUUUUGGUACCAGUUUUGUGGUUUGUUUUGUAGCGAAGGCCUUUAAAAUCUGAUCACCUUGGUUAUGUGGCAUCUUUCAUUAAUUUUCCUAAGUUGUUUUCUCAUUCAUGGCGUUCGCUCUUGUCAGCAAGCUCUUCUCUGGUGGGAAUUAAAGGAUCGGUUUUGAAUUUUCAAAAAUGAUCUAAGAAAUUUGACAUCUUGUGCUCUAACUGCACUCGACCAUAAUUUUGUCUUCAGAAAUGUGAUCUAGUUUGCCCUAUUCAAAAAUUUCUUUAUUCAUAAGUAAAUAAUUUGAUUUUCAAAAAUUGUUCACAACUGGUCAUUUUUCACUGCCCAUCUGAAAUGGCCAUCCCCCAUAUAGCGCAAAUGUAGUUUAACAAAAUAUUUCUUGUAGAGUAGGUAUUUCUCAGGAAGGUCUUGUUGGCCGUAUCUUAUCAUGAAAACUGUAUUCAUAGAGUAUGAUGUGGCAUACUGAACUUUCAGCUCCCUUUGUCCCUUUCUCAAUCCCCUAGAACUACCCUGGUUCUCUCAAUAUAAACUAGUUUUUGAAAGGAAAUUAUUCCACAUAUUAGAAUUUAGUGACAUUCCAUUUCAACUUCCUGACUGCCAGUUGCCACAGGAAUGGGAUCCAUAUGGUGAUUACAUCCCAACUGAGUGAGGUUCCUUUCUUCAUAUUCAGCUGUUAAAGACUAUCAACGUGUUAGGACACCUAAACAAUCUCUCUUAAAAAUUGAGAAUAUACAUUUUGUCUCACAGGACAAUCUUUUAUGGGAUACGGAAUUAACAACUCUUACAUUUGCCUUGACACGUGUUCAUAAUGAGGAAUACCAUCUAAAAUACUUAAGUCUCUCUUCUGGAACUUCCUCUGUUCCACAUAGCCUUGUCAGAAAGUAGGUGGAGGUAAAACCUUUGUGAAGUGUGAGUAUUAAGGGGGAAAUACCAUUUCUAAUUAAAAGGGCAACCUAGAGUAAAUAUAUCAUAUAUCUUAUAUCAGUAUUGAUAAGUAUUUGGUGUCACUCAACUUUUGGGAGGACACUGGUAUACUCUGUAUUAAGAAAUUUUGAAGUCUGGAUUCCUCUUGGGAUUGCGCAUCUUCUCUCAGGAAGUGUAAAAAAAAAGCCUACUUUGUGAAGAGAGAAUGGGUGAGGGAUAUCUUUGUACAUGUAACACUUAAAUCUUAAAAAUAUUCUACACACCAAUAAUAAAUAUAAGUGCAUAAUAACUGUAAUUUACCUUGUUAUUCUACAAAUUAACCUUUUAAAAAGAACAUAAUCCCUGGUAGGUUUGAAUUUUUUUUUAA
This is a messenger RNA of Hipposideros armiger (great roundleaf bat), 2356 nucleotides long. Its product is annotated as diphosphoinositol polyphosphate phosphohydrolase 3-beta. Gene Ontology annotation, biological process: diadenosine pentaphosphate catabolic process; diadenosine hexaphosphate catabolic process; diphosphoinositol polyphosphate metabolic process. Gene Ontology annotation, cellular component: nucleus; cytoplasm. The transcript has a single exon. Bases 140 to 634 code for a protein of 164 amino acids. Gene Ontology annotation, molecular function: diphosphoinositol-polyphosphate diphosphatase activity; bis(5'-adenosyl)-hexaphosphatase activity; bis(5'-adenosyl)-pentaphosphatase activity. The record is from RefSeq and is a predicted model, not a curated record. NCBI's taxonomy places the organism in Eukaryota, Metazoa, Chordata, Mammalia, Chiroptera, Hipposideridae.